AGAUUGAAACUUGGAUUUGAAGAGUAGUCUCAUAUUCAUAUACCUUAGUUUCUUCUCAUCUUUUGGAGAAGAAAUCACGCAUGCGCACAUGCCUAACCCUCUUCGUUUUUUCAAAUCCAAGUUUCACUCUUUCUACAAACUCUUACCAAGAUCCUUUCUUUCUUCAAGAUUCAACGUUCUUCGCCUCUUCCUCCAACUGGGUUCCCUCCAAUUUCUCCUAUUGGCUCCUCAGUAUUGGUAGAUUAUCAAAACCAAAUUGGGAUUUUUUUUUUUUUGGUUUUUUGAAAUUAUUAUUGGAAGAGUUUUUGUUUCUGUCUAGGAUUUUGGAGGUUUCAUUGUCUUUCGUGGGUAGGAUUGUUCGUAGGUUGUUUUUCUGUCUGACGAUUAUUUCUAUGCCUGAAUUGAAUCUUAUCCAUGAGAGAUUGAUUGAUUAGCUGGUGCUGAAUUGUUGGGAAGUUUACUCUAUAUCAUAGUGAAAUUCUUAGAAAGAUUAGAUUUUGUGUAUGGGUUUUGGAAAUCAUUAGUUAUCUGCAGAAAAAUUAUUGAUUUUUGUCACAAUUGUUUGGUAGUUUAGAAGAAUUGAAGGGUGGGGAUAUUCAUAGGUUUUGGUAAUUUUUGUUGUUACUAGUUGUUGAAACUUGGUGGGUUGUUUGUGUAAUCUGUUGCAUUGCAAUGUCUGGGGGAACACCUACUGGGGCAGGUAGUUUGAUGAGACAAAGACAUAGCCAGGGUUAUGCUAGUAGUGGUGAUGACUUGGAAGAUGAUGCAUGCUCGAGGCAGCGUUCUAUUCUGCCUCCAAGUCCUCCUCCACCGAGGACAUGGAUCGAGAUGCUGGAAAAUUUUCUUUGGCUUGCUUCGGCUGUUUUUAUUAUUUACUAUGGUGAUCAGCAUUCGAAUUUCAUAUAUCUCAUGUGCCAUGACGAUCGCAUUAGAAGACUGCCUUUAUAUCUUGGGAUGAUAGGUGUUGGUUUGAACGUAUUGAUUUUCGUUUAUACAACUAUCUUGGCAUGGAGCGUUCGGAGGUUUGAUGAAAAAUGGGGAUUAAAGAAAUGGGAAAUAACAAGUAUCACAGUGUUGCCGUUCGCCACUGUAUUUGGGAUAAUCUCCUUUUGCUUAUUCUCCUUUGCUCUGUGGCCAAUAUGGGGUUUCUUGACAAUUCCUCUUCUGUUUACACUAUUCAUGGCAUGCAUGGUAGUAAUCCCUUAUCUCAUAUUUGGGACUCUCCGGCCUCAGUAUGAUGAACUCCGUACAGAUUAAGCUUCUUGACAGUUGAAUUGAGAAAUAGUACUGACUUAGAUAAAGAGUUUCUAACACACAUCAAAGAUUGAUUGGUUGGUAGUAGAUUUGUUAUAUGUGGUUUGAAGUUUUGUCUCAAAUUAGUAUGAUGCGCGCUUUCCUAAACUGGUGCUAACCGUAAGAACUAAAAAUUCUUUUGAUCCUUACAAUUGAGUGAUGGUAACUCUGCUAGUCUUAGUUGCUACAGGUAGAGAGAUAUAGGACUUGUUUGUUGGUAGGUAAAAGUUUUCAGCUCUAUCAAUUGGAUGCCUUCGGAUUGAUGAUAUCAGAACAGCAUUUUUACAUUUC
Vicia villosa (hairy vetch) is the source of this 1584-nucleotide messenger RNA. RefSeq lists its product as uncharacterized. The coding region runs from base 673 to 1257 and encodes 194 amino acids. Lineage: Eukaryota; Viridiplantae; Streptophyta; Magnoliopsida; Fabales; Fabaceae. The record is from RefSeq and is a predicted model, not a curated record. The transcript is spliced from 4 exons.